Torulaspora globosa is the source of this 1227-nucleotide messenger RNA. Its product is annotated as type II protein arginine methyltransferase. The transcript has a single exon. The coding region runs from base 1 to 1227 and encodes 408 amino acids. Gene Ontology annotation, cellular component: mitochondrion. NCBI's taxonomy places the organism in Eukaryota, Fungi, Ascomycota, Saccharomycetes, Saccharomycetales, Saccharomycetaceae. Gene Ontology annotation, molecular function: protein-arginine omega-N symmetric methyltransferase activity. The record is from RefSeq and is a predicted model, not a curated record.
AUGAGGAGAUUUCCUGGAGUGGUUGCGCAGGUAAGGUUCAAGGGGAGCUAUCCGUUAAUCCCGAUCGAACAGUUGCGGAAAGGCAAUGGAAUUCAUGUGGGGGAAAGCGGCACUUUGGCUUUGCGCGACUACUAUGAAUGGCUGAAUCUGCCGAGUAUUAUGAAACAUGAGACCUUCUUUACCAAGCGAGGAGAACUGCUGAGUGAUCUCCCGGAUAACACAGAACGCUUGACGCUGUAUGAUCCGAUUCUGACCCGUAGCAUAGCUCGGUGGUUGCUGGUCGACUACAAGCUCAAUCAUUAUCCCUACAGCGACUUGAACAUCAUAAACAUCUACACAGACCUCCCGCAGUCACUGAGAAUAGCCGAGAGCAUGAUGGGGUACUUCAAACAGGCACUGUCGAGCAACAUGUUUGAGAGGAUCAGAUACACCAUGGUCCCGCUGCAUAGCCACCGUCAGAAACUGUCUGGCAGGUUGACUCGGAAUAUCCCAGGCGAGGUGCAGAUCAUCAGCGACGCGGCUGUCUUUACUUCAGAGUCUACUAGCUCGUCUCACCCGCAGCAGUUUGUCAUCGAGGAUCCCGUCUACUUCCUGAUGCUGAACGACAUCUUCAAGAACACUUCUCAUGAUCUGGUUAGGUACAACAAGAGCGUCGGCAACUGGGAGCAAUGCUACAUGGACAUCCACACGUCUGGCGGCAAGUCACGGAGGUUUGACACGGAUCUGGAUUACUGGUGCGACUCCUGCUUGUCAAGAGCAUUGCAGAAGUACGACCUCGGUGCGGCAAAACAGUCAGCGGGCUUUUAUAUCCCGACACGGUUGAUACAGCUCUUUGAUCUGCUCAAGACCGUCGCCCCGGCGCACAAAUUGUUCGCCAUUGACGCGCCGCAGCGAUGGCAUCCGUCUUUCCUCUCGAUGAUCAGAAUCCUGGCGGGCUACCAGCCUCUGCGAGCGAGCAAAAUCGUCGAGUCGCACAGGAGCUCUAUCUGGCGUGGAAGGCGCGAGGACUGCGGGCCGCGCUUCACUGUGGAUUUCACGCAGAUCCAGCAACUGUACACCAGCAUCAACGAGUCCGCUAAGUUCUGCGAGGUCGAUGACGUGCCCGAGUUCGUCAACCAGUGGCUAGAUACCGGCUGCGAACAAUCUGACAAGUGGGCGCAGGACGUGCUAAACUCGCAGUUGGAGAUGAUUGGCGCAAGCGAGCUGGCCAUCUUGCACUCAUGCUGA